GGAGGGGUGGCCGCACCUGUGAGGCAGCAGUGUCUCCCUGACGGCCGGUGAGCACGGACGGAGCGCCUCCCCACACGCUCGCUCCUGCCGCGCACACACACCCACACGCCCGCGCGCCCUCACAGACACAGGGCCAGUGAUAGUGAUAACAGUGAAUAGUGACCAACCCUUACCCCCUGACGCCCCUGAGCCUCCCCCAUCCCCCUUGCCAUGGACCAGGGGGCGCCGCGCCAGGCCUAAUGGGCGGGAGGCACGUGCCCACGCCCCUCCUGGCCGCCCUUCUGCUGGCGGGCCUGGCUGGGGGCGUGGGCGGCCAGGACGACGCCCCCCAGCGCCCCAGGACUGUGGCUGCGGCGGGAGUGUGGCGCUGGCGGUGGUGGUGGCGGUGGUGGUGACCCUGGUGGUAGUGGCUGUGGUGUUCUUCUGCUGCAGGCGAGGCUCCACUCCUGCAGGAAGGAAGACAGACGCGGAGGUGGGAGGUGCUGCGUACGAUAACCCACAUUUUCAGUACGAUGACGGGACCACGGAAGCUCACCGCGGGGCCUCGGGAGGGGGCGGGGAAGGGCUCAGCGACAAAUCUAUGACGACGCUGGAGAAGCUGGUCCACGCCGUCAGAACCUCAGGGGGAAGAAACGCCUCUCCAAAACGCACCAGAGAUGACUCCCAGCUGGCGGAGGCGUCGGUGGUGGCGGUGCCUCUGCGCGGGAGGGACUUCACGGGGCUUGGUUUCAACAUAUACGGCAACAUGCGCGACGGUGUGUUUGUGAAGGACGUGCUGCACCGCGGGCCGGCCUCCGAGGGCGGCGCCAUCGCUCCAGGUGACCGCGUGCUGGGCCUGGCGGUGAGCACGGAACACAUGGUGCACGAGGACGCGCUCACCAUCCUCAGCUACGCCUCGCCCUACCCCGUGCUGCUGCUGCUGGAGAAGGCCGCGCCGGGCACCGCCGCGCGACGCCCACCUGCUGCCUCGGCGGGGCGUCCCGUGCACCCAUUCUACCGCAGCCAGAGCAUCGACGACUUGGCCAAGAUCGGCAAGGCGGACAUGUCUCGGGUGCGCGCGGCGCGGGUGUCUGGCGCCUCGCCCCCAGGGGUGGACGUGUCGCGCCCUGACCUGGUGGGCGGCCUGUCACUGGGGCCUCCCCGCCCCACCGCGGCGCCCCGCACCACAGCCGCCGUGCAGCGCGAGGCUCCGGAGCGACACUCAGAGCGUGCCAUCGAUGUGCCGGGAGCGGCGCCCCCUCACGCCCACGCCGCGAGGGAAGGCGCGGACCUCGCCGCCGACAAGUCAGAGUCGCGGCUCAAGUUCGGCAUCAAGGUGCUGCCGGACCUGACGGGGCGCGGCGGCGGCGGCGGUGUGGACUUGGAGGCUGGCGGCGGCGGCAGCGUGGCGGCGGAAGCGGAGGCGCUGCGCGUCGCGGCCCCGCAGCUCAGCAUUGAGAAGGAAGGCACUAGUGCUGCCGAGGGCCUGGAGGUGGAGGCCAAGAGGCCGCCCGGCGCCAAGUUUGGCAUCAAGUUGCCGCAGGUGCGGGCAGGCGGCAACCUCAACCUGCAGGCUGGCGGCGGCGGCGGCGGCGGCGGCGGCGGCAAGUUUAGCCACGAGCCCAAGACAGACGACGAGAAGCAGGAGGCCAAGGGCUCCCUGGGGCUCAACCUGGGCCUGGAGGGACGCGCGCGGGGGCGGGGCUCUGACUCUGAGUCUGCCGAGGACCAGCCUGACGGCCAUGGGCGCGUCGGGGGCUUGGGUUUCUCCUUCGGCCUGCAAGGCCCAGACCACGAUACGGGCGCCUCGGACGAAGAGAAGGUCAAGUCUAAACACACAGGGUCGCUGAGCCUGGAGGGCCCCGAGGUGGAGGUCGAGGCACCCCAGGGGCUGAGCCUGGGCUUGCAGGCUCCAGAGGGUUCUGCGGCGACGGGGGGCGAGGACACAGACAAGGGAGGCUUCAGUCUCAAAUUUAAAAAACCCGACCUGACCCUGCCAGAGCUGGGGUGGGGCAGGGACAAGGCAAAGGGCGGCCAGGAGGAGGGCGCGGCGCCGGCCGGUGCUGACUUGGGGGCGCCGUCUGCAGACCUGCGGGCUGAGGUGGAGGCUGACCUAGACGCCCCUGACGGCGACAAGGGCUUCGAGCUGGGCUUCAAGGGCCCGGACAUCAAGCUUCCGGGCUUCGGCUUCAAGGAGCGUGGCGAGGACAAGAAGCAGGAGGAUGAAGCCAAGGCGAGGGAUGGCCAGGGCGUGGACCUGAGCCUGGAGGCGCCCGAGGUGAAGCUGCCCGCCCUGGACGUGAAGCUGAAGGCUGAGGGCGGCGAGGCGAAGGAAGACAAGGACGGCGCCACGGACGAGGAGGACGGCGGGAAGAAGAAGAGCAAGAAGAGUAAAAAGGGCUUCAGCUUUGGCUUCAAGGCGCCUGACUUCAGUCUGGGCGGCAUGGGGCUGCGGGGGCGCGGCGACGGCGGCCCGCAAGGGGACAGUUCGGAGGAUGAGGACAAGAGGAAGGUCAGCAAGAAGGGCGUGGACAUCUCCCUGAAAGGGCCUGAAGUGAGUGUUCCUGGCUUGGCCCUGAAGACUGAGGGAGGCGCUGCUGGAAACUUGGGGGAGCUCGCCACCCAGAGGGUCAGCCUGGAGUGCCAGCAAUCAGGGGGCGUGGGCGUGGACCUGAAGGCGCCCAAAGUUGACCUGAAGGGACCUAAAAUGAGCCUAGACGCCCCCGAAGUUGAAGUGGACCUCAAAACCCAAGAGCUGGACCUGAAGGGCCCUGAUGUGAAGCUGAGGGACCCAAAGAUUGGCAUCACCUCCCCUGAAGUGGGCCUGCCCAGCUUAGGCUUGAAGGGAGAGGCGGGCAAGCUUCAGGGAGAGGUGGAGGGAGUGAAGCCAAGCGUCACCCUUCCCUCUGCUGGUCUCGAGGCUUCAGUCAACCUGCCGGACAUUGAGGAAAACGUCGAUUUGAAGCUUAAGGAUAAGAGUAAAAAGGGGAACUUCAGUUUUGGCUUCAAGGGGCCUGACGUCAGCCUGCCCAGCAUGAGUGUCAAAGGCAAGAAGGGCGAAGGUGAGGAAAAGGAAGAGUCGGAAGAUGAAGCAGACAAGGAGAAGAAGAGUGGCAAGAAAGGCUUCAGCUUUGGCUUCAAAGGCCCCGACGUGAGUCUUCCCGGCGUGAGUCUGAGGGGCAAGGCAAAGAGCGACAAGGAGAAGGAAGAGGAGGAAUCAGACAAUGAAGACGAGAAGGAUAAGAGUAAAAAGGAAGGCUUCAGUUUGGGCUUCAAAGGGCCUGACCUCAGCCUGCCCAGCAUGAGUCUGAAGGGCAAGGCAAAGGGAGACGUGGAAGAAAAGGAGGAAGAUUCAGAGGAUGAUGAUAAUGACAAAGAGAAGAAAAGCAGGAGGGGCUUCAGUUUGGGCUUCAAAGGACCAGACAUCAGCCUGCCCAGCAUGAGUCUCAAAGGGAAGGCAAAGGGAGAUAAAGAGGAAGAGGAGGAGGAAGAAUCAGAGGAUGGUGAUAAUGACAAGGAGAAGAAAAGUAGAAAGGGCUUCAGUUUCGGCUUCAAAGGGCCUGACGUCAGCCUGCCCAGCAUGAGCCUCAAAGGGAAGGUAAAGGGAGAUAAAGAGGAAGAGGAGGAGGAAGAAUCAGAGGAUGGUGAUAAUGACAAGGAGAAGAAGAACAGGAAGGGCUUCAAUUUGGGUUUCAAAGGGCCUGACGUCAGCCUGCCCAGCAUGAAUCUCAAAGGGAAGGCAAAGGGAGAUAAAGGAGUAGAGGAGGAGGAAGAGGAUGAUGAUGAUGACAAGGAGAAGAACACCAAAAAGGGCUUCAGUUUGGGCUUCAAAGGACCUGACCUCAGCCUGCCCAGCAUGAGUCUCAAAGGGAAGGCAAAGGGAGAUAAAGAGGAGGAAGAGGAAGAAUCAGAAGAUGAUGAUAAUGACAAGGAGAAGAGGAGCAAAAAAGGCUUCAGUUUGGGCUUCAAAGGGCCUGACGUCAGCCUGCCCAGUAUGAGUCUAAAGAGCAAGGCAAAGGGCGAUCAAGAGGAGGAGGAAGAGUCAGAAGAUGAAGCCAGUAAAGAGAAGAAAAGUAGAAAGGGCUUCAGUUUCGGCUUCAAAGGGCCUGACGUCAGCCUGCCCAGCAUGAGUUUGAAAAGAGAGGGAGGAGGAGGAGGAGGUGCUGAGGAAGAUAAGAAAGAAGAGGAAGAUGAAGAAGAGAAAGAAAAAACAAGAAAGGGCUUCAAUUUUGGCAUCAAAGGCCCAGAUUUCAGCCUGCCAAGCUUCAGCCUCAAGGGAAGCGGCCAGGGGGAGAAGGAGGAGGAGGACAAGGAAAAUAGAAAAUCAGAUGAAGCCAAGAAGGAAGAUGAUAGUAAAGGAAGUUUCAAUCUGGGCUUCAAAGGGCCGGAGAUCAGCCUGCCAAGUCUGAGUUUGAAAAGGGAGAAGGAAGAAGAGGAGGAGGAGGAGAAAGAAAAGAAGAAGGAAAAAGAUAAGAAAGGUGGUUUCAGUUUUGGCAUCACAACACCUGAUAUUAACAUGCCAAGCUUCAGUCUGUCAGGCAAACAAAAGAAGCCAGACGGAGAAGCUACAGACGAGGACAAGGACGGGAAGGACAGAAGCUUCAAACUCGGUCUCAGAGGCCCUGACAUGUCCCUGCCAAGCUUCACCGCUAGGAGCAGUGAAGCUGAAGUUAAAAUCCCGAGUCCUGAAGUUCGGUUGGCUUCAGGUGGCAGUCUUGAAGGUGGGAUAAGUAAAGCCAACAUCCCCGGGAAGAAUCUUUCGCUAGGAAUUGAAGCCCCUGAUGUCAAGCUUCAAUCAGACAAAUUCAGGGCUUCAGUUGAUCCUCCUAAUGCGAGACUCCACACUGUAGGUCUUGGGGAGUCCAGUGAAACUGAGGAUAAGAGUAAAAAGGGAGGCUUCAGUUUUGGCUUCAAGGGGCCUGACGUCAGCCUGCCCAGCAUGAGUGUCAAAGGCAAGAAGGGCCAAGGUGAAGAAAAGGAAGAGUCGGAAGAUGAAGCAGACAAGGAGAAGAAAAGUGGCAAGAAAGGCUUCAGCUUUGGCUUCAAAGGCCCCGACGUGAGUCUUCCCGGCGUGAGUCUGAGGGGCAAGGCGAAGAGCGACAAGGAAAAGGAAGAGGAGGAAUCAGACAAUGAAGACGAGAAGGAUAAGAGUAAAAAGGAAGGCUUCAGUUUGGGUUUCAAAGGGCCUGACCUCAGCCUGCCCAGCAUGAGUCUGAAGGGCAAGGCAAAGGGAGACGUGGAAGAAAAGGAGGAAGAUUCAGAGGAUGAUGAUAAUGACAAAGAGAAGAAAAGCAGGAGGGGCUUCAGUUUGGGCUUCAAAGGACCAGACAUCAGCCUGCCCAGCAUAAGUCUCAAAGGGAAGGCAAAGGGAGAUAAAGAGGAAGAGGAGGAGGAAGAAUCAGAGGAUGGUGAUAAUGACAAGGAGAAGAAAAGUAGAAAGGGCUUCAGUUUCGGCUUCAAAGGGCCUGACGUCAGCCUGCCCAGCAUGAGCCUCAAAGGGAAGGUAAAGGGAGAUAAAGAGGAAGAGGAGGAGGAAGAAUCAGAGGAUGGUGAUAAUGACAAGGAGAAGAAGAACAGGAAGGGCUUCAAUUUGGGUUUCAAAGGGCCUGACGUCAGCCUGCCCAGCAUGAGUCUCAAAGGGAAGGCAAAGGGAGAUAAAGAGGAGGAAGAGGAGGGAGAGGAAAAGAAUGAUGAUGACAGGGAAAACACUAAAAAGGGAGGCUUCAGUUUGGGCUUCAAAGGGCCUGACCUCAGCCUGCCCAGCAUGAAUCUGAAGAGCAAGGCGAAGGGCAAUGUGGAAGGAAAGGAGGAAGAAUCAGAGGAUGAUGAUAAUGACAAGGAGAAGAAAAGUAGAAAGGGCUUCAGUUUGGGCUUCAAAGGGCCUGAUGUCAGCCUGCCCAGCAUGAGUCUCAAAGGGAAGGCAAAGGGAGAUAGAGAGGAAGAGGAGGAGGAAGAGGAUGAUGAUGACAAAGAGAAGAACACCAGAAAGGGCUUCAGUUUGGGCUUUAAAGGACCUGACGUCAGCCUGCCCAGCAUGAGUCUGAAGGGCAAGGCAAAGGUUGAUAAAGAAGAGAAGGAGGAGGAAUCAGAGGAUGAUGAUAAUGACAAGGAGAAAAGGAGCACAAAAGGCUUCAGUUUGGGCUUCAAAGGGCCUGACGUCAGCCUGGCCAGCAUGAGUUUAAAGAGCAAGGCAAAGGGAGAUAAGGAAAAGGAAGAAGAGGAAUUAGAUAAUGAAGAUGAGAAGGAAAAGAGAAGGAAGGGCUUCAGUUUUGGCUUGAAAGGGCCCGAUGUCAGUCUACCCAGCAUGAGUCUAAAGGGCAAAGCAAAGGGCGGUAAAGAGGAGGAGGAAGAAGAGAAAGAGGGGGAGCACUUUAAGGACAAAACUAAAAAAGGCUUCAGUUUGGGCUUCAAGGGGCCUGAUUUCAGCAUGCCUGGCCUUAGCUUGAAGGACACUGAAGGUAAGGGGGAGGAGGAGGAGGAAAACAAGAAGGGUGAAUCUAAGGAGAAAGAGGAAAAAAGCAAACAAGGCUUCAGUUUUGGCUUCAAGGGCCCUGAUGUCACCAUGCCGAGUAUGAAGCUAAAAGACACUGAUGUGAAGCUUGGCGAGGGGAAGGCUGGCGUGAGUGUGGAGGCCCCUGAGGCUCACGCCCCUCACCUCAGCCUGCGGACACGGGGACCUGAGCUUCAGACUGACGAGAAAGGCACGAAGAAGGCCUUCACCUGGGGCAUCUCGGGUCCCACCGCCAGUUUGAAAGAAGCUGGGAACGAAACAGAUGAAGCUAAGGACAGGGAGGCCAAGAAGGGCUUCAGUUUUGGCAUCAAGGCCCCUGACUUCAGCCUGCCCUCCGUGAGCCUGGGCGCCUCUGGGGAGGCCAGGAGGGUCGAGGGCGUGGCGGUGAGGGAGGAGGCCGCCCUGGCCGUCCACAGCCCCGCCCUCAGCGUGGGCGCCGCGCAGCCCCACCAUAAAGACUCAGACGGGGAAGGAACCCCCAGUAAGUCCAAGAAGUCCUUUGCCCUGGGCUUCAAGGGGCCCAGCCUGAGCCUGAAGGGGCGAGGCGGCGGCGAGGCAGAGCGAGGCCAGGAGAGCGAGGACGAGGCUGGCGGCGGCGGUGUCACCCUGGAGGCGCCCGCCGCCAGGGUGCAGACCCCUGGGGUGGCCGUGCCCUCUCUUGGGCUGCGGGUGUUCUCCCCCGAGGCCAAGGGCGGCGUGGGGGAGAUGCGGGUGAAGGCACCGCGCCUUAGCCUGGGACACGCGGCGCAGGCUGCCUCGCCUGACCUCAGCCUGGAGGGGCAGGACGCGGACGUGGAGUGUGACCUGCCCGAGGCUGACAUUGACCUCAAGAAGGCCAAGAUUGACCUGCCCGAGGUGGAUCUGGAGCGCGGCAUGCUGGAGGCAGAGGGCGCCGCCUCGCGCUCUGGCGUGGAGACGGAGAGCGCCAGGCUAUCCCCGGGCUUCGGCAUGGCCUUUGGCUUCAAGGGUUUCAAGAAGCACAUCGGCCUCGACUCCCGCGACACCAGCCUGACGGAGGUGGAGGCCGAGGCCGCCACCAGGCGGGGCGUGGAGGUGGCGGUGGAGGCGCCCACGCCCGCCGCCAGACACUCCCUCGAGGCCACCGCCAAGGGCCUGAGCGCCUCGGUGACGGAGGCCCCCGUGAGGGUGAAGGCUGCGGCGCCCGCCAUCCCCACUGCCGCGGUGGAGGUGGAGGCGGAGAAGGGCAGGGGCAAGGGCAAGGUCAGGGACGAGGACGAGGAGGAGAAGACCAAGGUGCGGCACAAGUUCGGCCUGGGCUUUGGGUUCCGCAAGUCCUCGGACAGCGAGGAGGAGUCCCGGGAGCCUACGUCCCUGGAGCCUGACCCGGACCGCGGCGCGGCGCGGGAGGACAAGAAGAAGGGCCGCAGCAAGAUGAGCUUCGGCUUCCGGGGCUUCUCGCGCUCCUCGGACACAGAGGAGGAGCACCACUCAGAAAGGGCGUCCGAGGUGUCCGCCGAGCGCGAGGGCGAGGACGAGCGCGCGCGCCCCAAGGUGAAGGGCGGCCUCAGCUUUGGCUUCAAGGGCAGAGGCAGCCGCAGCUCAGACUCUGAGGACAGCGCGGAGCAGCAGCACGGGCGCGUGGACACAGCCCCGCUGCCGCAGGCCGAGGCGGGCCACGCCAAACAGAAGCUGAAGCCAAGCCUCAGCUUCGGCUUCAAGGGCAAGAGCAAGAGUUAUGACAUGGACGGCGGCGAGGCCGAGGCUGACCUGCCGCGGCGCGAGGCAGAGGCGGAGGAGGAGGUGAAGGUGAAGACCAAGUCCAGCCUCAACUUUGGCCUGCGGGGCUUCGGCAAGACCGAGGCCAAGUAUGACAUGAAGAGUGACUCCGAGGCAGGCGAGGCGGAGGACGCGGCCGCCCGCGCCCACCUUAAACAGCAGCAGCAGCAGCAGCACAAGGGGCGCGGAUUCGCCUUCCGCAGCCGCAGCGGGCGCAACACGUCAGACUCGGAGAGCCACGAGGCGGAGGAGCGCGUGGAGCACGACACCCGGGGCGGCGAGGACAAGGCCAAGGAGCCUAAGAGCAAGGGCCUCAAGUUGGGCUUCAAGGGCUUCAAGAACCUGAAGGGCAAGAUCCAGACCGAGAUCAGCCGCAUGCGUCACGACAGCCACUCCAGCGAGGACGAAGCGGUGCGCGAGGCGCCAGACGGCCAGCUGGCAGACCCCUCCGAGGCCAAGAGGCCCAAGAAGAACCCCAAGAAGAAGAAAGACAAGGACAAGAAGACCAAGAAAGAGGACGAGGACGCCCUCAAUACCUCUGAGGAGAACGCCAUGGCCCUCGCCGCCGCUGCCGCCAAGGACCACCGCAGGAAGCGGCCCGACAAGGGCGGCUCGUCCUCGGCCUCCUCCUCCUCCUCCUCCUCCAGCUCCUCCUCUAGUUCGGACGAGGACGACGAGAACCUGCCUGAUGGUAAGAAAAGGAAGCGUGGGCGAGGCCGAGGCCGCCAGAUGACGGAGGUGACCUUGAGCGAGCAGCAGCAGCAGCAGCCCAUGGAAGUGGAGGUGGUGGAGAGCGUGGAGGUCACCUCCCGCCGCGUGGACGUGGUGCUACCCAGGCUGUCCUCCGUGGAGGGAGACGCCGCCCCCUACAAGCGGCGGGCACCCAAGCCUCCAAGGCCCGAUGGGGGCGCCGCGGGGUCCACCAGCGUGGUGGUGAGGUCUGUGCAGCUCAAGAGCGCCGCGCCGCCCGACGGAAGGGAUCUGGAGCAUGCGGAGCGCGUGGAGGUGGUGGAGGUGGUGGAGCGCACGGUGAUGGAGAGGAAGGUGGCACAGCCUGCCCUGCCGGACGCCGCCUCGCUGGCCUCAGACAGCGAGGGGGAGCGCGAGGUGGUGCGGGGCGGGGUCCUGGCCGCCUCCACGCCCAAGCGCCCCACGGACUCCGAGGAGCUGAAGCGUAAGGCGGCCUCGCUGGGCGACCUGUCCCGCCUGCAGGCCGAGCCGGACCCCGUCAGCGUGGUGCUGGAACGCGCCGUGUCGCUGGACCUGACGCGCACGACGCCGCACCAGCCCGCGCUGCACCACUCCCACCGCCUCACGCUGCCAGACUCCUCGGCCACGUCCAUCGAGGAGGAGCAGGGCCCCGCGGGGCUGCGCGAGGGCGGCGGUUUGGGGCUGCGGCGCGCCGAGCAGUGGGGAACGCUGGAGCAGGCGCUGCUGUUCCGACGGGACAGCGAGGCCAGCCUGGCGGAGGCCGUGUCCCCCCGGGUAACCGGCCUGGUGGGGGAGGCCGACGGCCACUUCCACGAAGGGGAGUCCGUGUCGCACAUAGAGAUCAGCGGCUCCACCUCCGUGACGGACGUGUCCUCGCAGUGGGUGACGGCCUCCGAGACCUCCCGCAGCAGCAUCACCCUGCACCACAGCGGCGGCAGCGAGGAGCGGGAGGAGCCCCCCGCCCUGCCCACCACGCCCGUGCCCUCUGGUGGCACCACCAUUACGCUGCUGGACGGCGACGCCACCAUCAGGGAGGCGCAGCCCACCGCCACGCUCGAGGAGGACGUGGUGGUGGUGCAGGGCGGCGCCACCAGCGAGGAGCGCAAGGUGAGCAGCUUCAGUGUCCAGCUGCGGCAGGUGGGCGGCGCGCCGCGCACCGUGCAGAGCAGCAGCUGCAGCAGCAGCCGCAGCAGCCUCAGCAGCGACAGUGAGUUGGAUGGCGGCGCCGCGGGAGACGGCGUGACGGUGACGGUGGCGCCCAGAGUGAGCAGCCUUGACGUGAGUGGUGGCAGCGGCUCCUUGCCGCCGCCCGUGCCGCCCAAGCCACGCCCACGCACCGCCUCGCCGCCCAAGCUGGUGGCGCCGCGGCGCGAGGCGGCGCUAGUGACGGUGCGGGAGAAUGGCGCCGUGGUGGUGAGCACGGAGGGCGGCGGCGGCGUGGUGGAGGGUGGCGCGGGCGAGACGGUGACCAUUGACACGGUGGAGGUGGGCGGCGACACCAUCCUGCUGGACGCCGGCGAGAACGGCGGCGGCGGCGGCCUGGCCCACGCGCUGCUGCUGGCGGACAGGGCAGCGCUGCCGCAGAAGUCCCUCACGCAGAUCACGGUGGACGGUGGCCGCUACAUCGUGAACGAGGGCGGCCUCAGCCAGACCCUCAUCAUCUCCACCCCGGCGCGUCCCCAGGUCUCGCCCCCGGGCCCCGACUCGCCCCCGCCCACCUUGCAGCCCCCAGAGUAGUGCCCGCCCCGCAGAGGCGCCGUCGCGUACCCCCGAGCGCCGCGCGUCACGGCAGCGGCGCCGCACGCGUCCAGCCGCGAGCAUUUAGGGGCUGCUGCACCACGCCCCCGCCCCUCUAACCCCCCGACCCAGCCCCCAACCCCCUCCCCCAGGGCACCUCCCCAUGCCCAAGGUUCAAAUGUACUUAACCCCCCUCCCCCCCGCUGUUAGUAUAGGUACACUCGUCCUGUAUAUUGGUUCAAGGUGUAUUAGCGCGGUCCUGUUUUGUAUUUAAUACGAGCAAUUUUAUACGUGGGUGUAUAUAAGACUGUACUAAUAAUAGAGUAGUUAUCGUGUUAUUUUUUGUACGGUAAGCAGUGCAUAGCGAGCCACUUAACCACUACUACCACUACCACUACCACUACCACUACUACCAUACAUAACGGUAACAAUAGUCGUAGUAAACAGAUUCGUUCGUAACAAAGGUAACAACAAUAACAACGAAAGAUAACACUAAGCCACACACACACACAGAAUAUAACACACACACACACACACACACACACACACACACACACACACACACACACACACACACACACACAUUUCCUUAUACUCGUGAAUGGAGCAAAGUAAUCUUCCCGCUAAGAGUGAGAGUCGCUGGGAGAGUCAAGGGAGAGUCAAGGGAGAGUCGACCCGCGCCUUCCUCGUGUGAUACCAAGGAGCUCAAGUGCCAUUAGCGUUAGAGACCGUCAGUAGAGACCAGUAGAUACCGCAAUAGAUGACAUUACUAGGAACAGCCCCGCAAAACACUUAAAUACCGUCACGUAAAUAUAGAAACCACAAUAUAGAGAACAGAAAAUUGAAACCUGCCUUUGAAAACAUAAAUUAAUCCGAGAAAACACUUAAAUGCCGUCACCAAAAAAAAAAAAAAAAUAGAAACCAAUAGAGAACAAAAAAUUAAAACUGCCACCUAGAAAAUAUUAGUUACAUUUAGAAAACACGAUAAAAGCCACAGAAAGCACUAAAAUCGUCACUGAAAAUCAUUAAUAGAGAACAUUGGAUACCGCAAUAUAAAGAACUUUACUAGAAAACAUUAAUAGUCCCUGGAAAACACGCUCACUGCUUACCAAACACUAGUGCCGCCACCAAGACCUUUGGAAACCGCAUGGAGAACAAUACAGACCAACACUAAAUAACUUUCUGAGAACAUUAAAAAAUGGUACUAGAAACCUUUAGAACACGUCACUAUUUGUCCUUUUAUCGUCACGAAAACAAAAAAAUACAACUUUUAGAGACCAUUACUAGAAACCUUACUUAGAAAACAACUGAACACCCUCGGCAAACAAAUGAACAUCGAUGCGAAAACAGUAAAAACCAGUGAUAGAGAACAUUAAUGGCUACCGUCCUUUGAAAACCUAACCUAACCGCCCUUGAAAACAGAUCAAGACCUCAUUUAGAACACGUUCUUAAAAACCAUCAGAAAAACACCAUUGCGUACCGUCGUUAAGACACUACAGCCUAAAACAAAGAACGCCAUAGGAAAAAUAAAUAAAUAAAUAAAAAUAAAAACCACCAGAAAAAAAUAAUAAUUCACGGAAAGUAAAGAAAAAAAGUGAAAUGAAAUUGUUGUCUUCAAUGUCACGUGACGGAAAGAAAAAAAAAUAUAAGAAAAAAGUAGCUAAAAAUAAAUAAAAUAAAAAUAACAUAGUCUUCCAUUAAAAUAAUAUCUGCUUAGGAUCAAAAUAACUUUUUUAUACAUAUAUUCUUACGCUCACGAGAAAGAGUAGCAAUAAUAGACUUAGAAACGCCAUUUAACCUCCUUACAUAUAUUUUUUCACCCCGCACUCCCUUCAGACAAAAGAUAGUAUAUGCCCGUGUCUAUUUUCAAGCUUUUUUUUAUAUGCUCACGAGAAAACAAUAGCAAUAAUAGACUAGGAAAUGCCAUUUUAACCUCCUCAUAUAUUUUAUACCCCCGUGCCCCCUUCAAGUAGGAAAGCAAACAUGGCUGCUCCCAGUAUUAUAAACCCGUCUAUUUUUCAAACCCUCUAUGUUCAAAAUAACUCAUUACUGAUUAACCUUCGCUGUGAUACCUUAAAGCAAUCCAUUUAUUAUACAAAC
Scylla paramamosain (green mud crab) is the source of this 12775-nucleotide messenger RNA. Its product is annotated as neuroblast differentiation-associated protein AHNAK-like. The coding region runs from base 581 to 10675 and encodes 3364 amino acids. The transcript has 7 exons. NCBI's taxonomy places the organism in Eukaryota, Metazoa, Arthropoda, Malacostraca, Decapoda, Portunidae. Gene Ontology annotation, cellular component: cytoplasm; nucleus. Gene Ontology annotation, molecular function: protein binding. Gene Ontology annotation, biological process: regulation of RNA splicing. The record is from RefSeq and is a predicted model, not a curated record.